Molecule: messenger RNA, 2406 nt
Organism: Drosophila melanogaster (fruit fly)
Lineage: Eukaryota; Metazoa; Arthropoda; Insecta; Diptera; Drosophilidae
Exons: 9
Coding region: 121-2307 (728 amino acids)
Molecular function (GO): calcium ion binding
Source: RefSeq, marked reviewed
AACACACACACACACAAACAGACACCCUUACACCUUUUAAGGAGUUUUGUAAACAUUUUCCACAUAUUGUGCUGCAAAUCGAAAAAUAAAAAAUCCGAAAAAAGUUUUUACCAAACCAAGAUGCAUUCGACCAAGAUUAAAGAGGGUGAUGACAGAGAGGAGAUGGAGCUAAAUCAAAUCUGGCGAGGAUGUCGUAAAAUCCAGGGCGCCAUUUUUCGUUAUAACUUUGACAUCUGCGCCGACUUAAAGCAGCAUGAUCCCUGUUGCAGUGGCUUCGUGUCCGAGCCCAUUUUCACCGCCGUGCUGGGCAAGUAUCGCAAGGUGGCCGGAUUGUCCGAGUCGGAACUCCGGGAUGUCACUGACUAUUUCCAAAUUCGAGAUGGACGCGUAGCGUAUCGUCAGUUCUGCAAGGUCGUCUGCAGCGAAACACUGCAUAAGACCGCCAAAAGUGAUCUAGCUACGGGACUGGAGUGGAACGAUCCCUGGCAUGUGAAUGUUGUACCCCAGCCGGAGGAUCGACGACGUCUCUGCCUGAUCCUGCUCAAGAUUGCCCAACUAUGCAAUAUUCCGCUCAUGCCCUACUUUCAGGACUACGAACUAAUUGCACAAAAUGUUGGAGUUGUUACCGUUGCGCACUUUUCUCGUGUGCUGCACUUUAUGAAGAUACCACUUUCGGAGUCCGAUUUUCUGCUCCUCCUCAGACGCUAUAUGAAGGAUGGUUACCUGGUCAACUAUGUGGCUUUCCUCAAGCACAUCGAUAAUAUUAUAGCAUACCUGGGCGAGCAUCAUCUGCUGGACAACUCACAUGAUAUUAUCAAGGACUUUCCGGGACGUUUAGUGGACCUAGAACUUUCCCAACUGCCAGCUAUUGAUGGUUGCAAGGCAGUGCAUCCAAUCUUUCCCGAUGCCUGCAGUACACCCAAAAAGAAUCGAAAUCAGUGCGACAUUCUGUUCUGCAUUCAGAACUACAUCUACAAGAACCAAGUGCGCACCUCCGAGUUCCUAGAGUGCUAUGACAGCCUAAACGUGGGCAGCAUCACCAAGAAUCAAUUUGAGCGCGGUCUAUCGAACAUGGGAGUGGGAAAAUAUCUGACCCAAAGGGAAAUGUCCAUUCUGCUGGAACGCUACACUGAUCCCGUGGAUAUCAAUCGAGUGCGUUGGCGCAAUUUCGCUGAUGAGAUCGAUACAGUAUUCACCAUUAAGAACCUGGAGAAGAUGCCACAGUGUGUCGUGGAAUCGCCACUUCGUCACAUCCAGGAGUUGCCCAGACCCGGCGCCGUGCCCUGGGAGUCUGUGUCGGCUAAUGUUCGUGAUCUGUGUGAGGAUGCCAUGGCCAAGAUUAAGAUACGCAUCCGCAAUCGUCGCCUCUAUCUGCAUCCAUUCUUCCGAAGCUACGAUAAACUCAACAGUGGACAUGUGCGUUGCAACAUUACCAAGCAGAUUUUUCGCACCAAUGGCAUCCUUCUGUCCGAUCCGGAGCAGGACUCUGUGCUGAGUCGGUAUGGAAACGAGCUGGGCUUUUGCUACACCAAGUUUUUGGACGACGUCGAUCCGGCGGAGUAUGCCAUGCCAGCGCUGGUCACCAAGCAGCAACUGGUGGAGUGUCCACCGUUUGCGAGAGACAAUUUGGAUCCCGAGGAUGUCAGCGAGGAGGUGAUCGUGCGCAUCCUUACGAACGCCAAGCGACAGGCUGUGGUCAAGAGCGUGGCCGUCAUCGAGUUCAUGAAGGACUACGAUCGCCAUCGCGAGGGCGAGAUCCUUGAAUCGGACUUCAAGCGAGCCCUGGAUAACUCAAGUGUAAUCAUCAAGGAAGAGGAAGCUAACAUCUUGUGCAACAUCUUCCGUUCACCGAAUCGCGUGUCCUGCAUUCGCUAUCGCGAUUUCUGCAAGGCCCUCGACGAGAUCUUCAUCCAACUGGACACGAACAUGGGUGACCAGGUGGUGACCGCCGUGCCACUGCUCCAUUUGCCCAAUCUGGACUGCGUCGACUGCUUCCUGAGCUUCGACGAGCGAACCAUCUGCUCGCAGGCCCUGAUGAAGUUGGCCCGCAAACCGGACGAGAUCUCCAAUCUGAGUCAGCUGUUCAAGGACUUCGAUCGCGAACAGUGCGGCUCGAUCACGCAGAAUCAAUUCCUGCGCGGCAUCACGGUGCGCGACAUGCAUGUAAUGCUGAGCAGCCGCGAGUUCCAAGCGAUCUGCAAGUGCUUCGGCGUGAAGAAGGGCAUGUGCAUGGAGUUCAACUACCGGGAGUUCCUGAAAAUCCUCGACGUGCUCUUUGCCACCGGUCAAAUGAAGCGCAACUAUUAGUGGCGCGAAAACUAACCCUCUCCAAAUUCCAAGUGUAUCAUUUGUCCAAAUUUUUGAAUGUUAUCAGUAAAAUAAAAAAAACAAUUGGUGGAUUCUUUU